AAUUUAUCAAAAAAAAUGUCAUCAUCUGGUUCAUUCAAGUUGCAACCUCCAAUUAAUGGUAAAUUCAUCACAAUUCUCAGCAUCGAUGGAGGUGGCAUUAGAGGAUUAAUUCCUGCAACUAUUCUUGAAUAUCUUGAAUCUCAACUCCAGGAAUUAGACGGUGAGGAUGCUAGGCUCGCAGAUUACUUUGAUAUAAUCGCAGGAACAAGCACGGGUGGCCUUGCUACCGCUAUGCUAACAGCUCCAAACAAAGAUAAUCGUCCUCUAUUUGCUGCUAAGGAUAUAAAGCCCUUCUAUCUUGAACAUGGUCCUAAGAUAUUUCCACAAAAUAAUAUGAUACUGAUUGGAUCAAUAAUAAAGGGAUGGAAAUUUCUAACAGGACCAAAGUAUGAUGGAAAGUAUCUUCGCCAAGUCAUAAAGGAGAAAUUAGGGGAGACUAAAUUGCAUGAGACUUUGACUAAUGUUGUUAUUCCAACUUUUGAUAUCAAGAAUAUACAACCUACAAUUUUCUCCACUUUUAAGGCGAAAAAACAUUCAAUAAUGGAUGCUAAGCUUUCCGAUAUAUGCAUCGGCACAUCUGCUGCUCCAACAUAUCUUCCAGCACAUAAUUUUCAGACCCAAAACGAAGAUGGCAAAUUUCAUGAGUUCAAUCUUAUUGAUGGUGCUAUCGCAGCUAACAAUCCGACCUUUAUUGCUAUAAAUGAAGUGACCAAACAAAUAUUCGAACAAACCCCAUAUUUCAAAAAUUUCGACGAAAUGAAGCCCACUAAUUAUGGGAAUUUUUUGGUCAUCUCCAUUGGGACUGGAUCAGAAAAAUUGGAACAUAAAUAUGAUGCUAAAAUUGCAUCAAAUUGGGGUAUUUUUGGAUGGCUAAGUGAUGGAGGCUCAAAUCCAAUUAUUGAUGCAUUUGCUGAUGCUAGUAAUGAUAUGGUUGAUUAUCAUAUUUCUGUUGUUUUUCAAUGUGUUUGUUCUGAAAAACAAUAUCUUCGUAUUCAGGAUGACACAUUAAGUGGAGCAGACUCCUCUGUUGACAUAUCAACCAAAGAGAACAUGGACAAAUUGGUUGAAAUUGGGAAAAAAUUAUUGAAGAAACCAGUUUCAAGGGUAAAUUUGAAGACAUGUCUAUUUGAACAAUUAGGGCCAACUGGUGGCACAAAUGAAGAAGCUUUGAAAGAGUAAUAUUAUUCAACUCUCUUGUGAAUAUU
Solanum verrucosum is the source of this 1205-nucleotide messenger RNA. Its product is annotated as patatin-like protein 2. The transcript has 6 exons. Bases 16 to 1179 code for a protein of 387 amino acids. The record is from RefSeq and is a predicted model, not a curated record. Gene Ontology annotation, biological process: lipid metabolic process. NCBI's taxonomy places the organism in Eukaryota, Viridiplantae, Streptophyta, Magnoliopsida, Solanales, Solanaceae. Gene Ontology annotation, molecular function: glycerophospholipase activity; monoacylglycerol lipase activity.